Sardina pilchardus (European sardine) is the source of this 3629-nucleotide messenger RNA. RefSeq lists its product as uncharacterized. The record is from RefSeq and is a predicted model, not a curated record. Bases 38 to 1429 code for a protein of 463 amino acids. The transcript has 4 exons. Lineage: Eukaryota; Metazoa; Chordata; Actinopteri; Clupeiformes; Clupeidae.
CAGUUUUGUUAAAGGAUCGGCUACAAAAUAAGGAAAGAUGAAGUUGAUCUCAUUUGCUCUUGUUUGUUUGCUCCUUCAGAGAUGCUCUGCUGAGGGACAAGAUCUCGGUGGCAAGGCUUUCACCUUCCCAGAAGAGACAGACCACAGCUAUGUUAAGCUGCAGCCUGCUGGAAAGUGGCCCGUGAGCACAAUCAGCGUCUGCCUGCGGUUCUACACCGACCUCCUGCAGAAGGAGCAGUGCUUCUUCUCCCUGGCGACCCGUUCCCAUAGCAACGGCUUCCUGUUCUGCAAGGACGGGCUUAACCGGCACCACAUGUACAUCGGCAACGACAAGGCGGAAUUCUUUGGCCUGCCGGACGAGCUGAACGCCUGGAACUCCUUCUGUGCCACGUGGGAUUCCGAAACGGGCCUGACCCAAGUCUGGCUGAACGGCAAACCCAGCUCCAGGAAGACCCUCUUCAAGGGCGGCUCUCAGGGCAAGAGUCCGUUCAUCGUUAUCGGGCAGGAUCAGGACAAGUACGGCGGGGGGAUGCACAAGAACGAUGCCGUGGUCGGGCAGCUCACGGACGUGCACAUGUGGGACCGUGUCAUCUCCCCGUGCGAGAUCGAGAAUUUCUCCAAAAACAGGGACUUCUCGAGAGGGAACAUGAUCAACUGGCAUGACCUUGUAUUCACCAUCAAUGGAAAUGUGGUUUUAGAGGACAAGAUUGCAAGCAGCAACUGUUCAAGCUUCGUCGCUGAAAACACGACGUCUUCUUGGACUCCAGCUACGCAGGACCUCAGUGGAAAGGUGUUCACCUUCGGCGCAGCGACGGCAGACAGUUACGUCUUGCUGGAGUUACAGAGACAAAACAUAGACGUCGCCAGCGUGUGUCUCAAAUACUUCUCCGACAUCCCCUCAAAAGACAGAGAGCAAACCUUCUUCUCCCUGGCGACCCGUUCCCACAGCAACGGCUUCCUGCUCUGCAAGGAGGGGCUCAACCGGCACCAGGUGUACAUCGGCAGCGCCAGGGCAGAAUUCUGGGGCCUGCCGGACGAGCUGAACGCCUGGAACUCCUUCUGUGCCACGUGGGAUUCCGAGACGGGCCUGACCCAAGUCUGGCUCAACGGCAAGCCCAGCUCCAGGAAGACCCUCUUCAAGGGCGGCUCUCUGAGAGGAGUGCCAGUCGUCGCGCUCGGUCAGGACCAAGACGAGUAUGGCGGUCGGUUCAGCUCCAACGACGCGCUCAUCGGACAGAUCGCGGACGUGCACAUGUGGGACCGGGUCAUCUCUCCGUGCGAGGUCAAGCAGUUCACGGAGAACAAGCUUGUCGGCGGUGGGAAUCUGAUCAGCUGGGAAGCACUGGAAUACACCACAUAUGGAGAUGUGGUCAUGGAAAAGCAGAUUGAUGGUAUCGGCCUGCAGGACUGUGCCGUGACUGCACUCUAAGAAGUAAAAUGGCACAUUGUGUGUGUGUGAGCUCAGGGACAACACAAUUUUGUGUUAAUUUCACACAGCAACAACAACAACACCACAAACAAGCAAGCAAACAAACAGAAAAGGUACACCUUUUUGCAGACACACAUUUUGUUUGUUGUUUUGAGAUAGCUGAACUCACCCUGUUCAGCUAUGGCUGGCUGUUUCUGACCCAGCCAGGCAGCCACACAAUUGUAGUGUUGAAAUUGUGUUUUCCCUGAGCACACAGCAGAUGUGUCAUUUUAACACAUUGCUUUUUAGAGUGUAGAUAAAAUGAUCACUUAAGCCAGGGAUUCCCAAAUGAUUCCCAAACGAAGGUGGCACGUGGGGGGAAAAGUUUGGGAACCGCUGACUUAAGCAAUACAACACAAAUGGGAGUGGGGUUGGUAAACAAUAUAGCCACGGCUUUGAUUCAUUUCUGAAUAAAAUGGGCACAUGUUAAUAUAGAUUUUCCGCAUUUCUUGGCAUUGUUACCAGCAGUACAGUGUGUGCCAAAAGACACUAGGUAGCAGGCUAGCUGUUUGUUGUCAGCUACACUGUUAUCGGAGUUUGUAAGCAUUUUUUUAAGUAGCCUAAGCCUUCUUAAUGCUGCAUUAAUUAACUAUUGAGAACAUCAUCAGUUAAGUAUUAUCAUCAGUGACUGUGUGUGGGUUGUGAUUCUGAUAAUCACAGUGGUCAUGCUGCAUGAUCCAGGAAAACCACAUUUAACCCUCAUGUUGUCCUCAAAUCUUACCGACGUUCGUUAUCCUUGGGGUCAAUUUGACCCCAGCUAACAAAACUCUCAAAAAAUGAUUGAAAAUAUUUUUUUUAACCCAGUUUUUUUUGAGGUAGGUACUUAACUAGAGUGUAAUAACCACCAUCAAAAGCCCUACAAAACAAUCCCACCCCCCCACACCCCUUUAUGAACCCUGGAACCCUGGCUGGCAAUAUGGCCAAUCCAGUGUCAACAGCCCAAAGGCUGAGUUUUUGGACUUUUUCAGACCUGCCAAAAUAACUUAUAUGUAAUAUGUACUUGUUUAUGUAAUAAUGAUAAUAAGUACAUGUUCUCAUACUAUUACAAUAAUAAUAUUCAUAUUGUGUCAAAUAUUCAUUUACCUCAUGUUUCAUAAAAAUGGGGUCAAAUUGACCCCAAUACCACCAACGUAACUAUUUUUUUUACAGGACAUUGGAAACAUAUUUUUGUGCAAAUUUCAUGUUUACUCUGUUGUACCCUUCAAAUGAGGAAAAGUCAUGAAACUUGAAGCAAAACAAAAAAAGUGAACCAUAUAUUUUAUGAUGUUAAACAUGGCUUGGGGUCAAAUUGACCCCAAGGACAACAUGAGGGUUAAAAACAAAGCACAUUUGCCUGACUCCGCCUUUCUAUGCACUACCGCUCAAUUUGAUUUCCCUUCAGUGAUCUGUCUGGAAUACCUUGAUCCACUUUCGUUUACUCCGGCAAGUACACCUCUGUCCAAUCAGCGAACAGAGGGCGUUCCCGAGAGUGAUUAAAUUUUGUGUCAAGUCUUUCAUUAUCGUUGUGUCCCCAGUGGUUAACAUAUGUCAUUACCAAACGCUAGUGAUUAGUGAACUUUAGACAAGCGUCCAUAAACCCGGAAAUAAACAUUUACCAAUGAAUCUGGGGUGCCUCUCAAUAUCCCUCCUCAAUCCUCAAUGCUCGGUCCUCCAGGCUCAUUCCCAAAGAUCUAUAACUAACACUGGAUAGACUAUCCCAUUGUUGCUGCCCCAUCAUUCUUUAUCCAGAUCAGUGAGGACGAGGACCGAGGAAGGAAGGGAGGAUCUAUAAAAGACAAACGAGAGGCACCCAAUGCCAGACUCUCUGCGAAGAGAGUCACGGUCUCCAGGUUACAUUUGCGGCUGAAUGAAAUACAGUACUUACACAGAGGUGUAACUCUGAGUGUAAAGAUGUGGGCCAUUCUUCUCACAACGUUGCACUGUAUUAGCGUACAGCCCAGAUUUUUCCCCCUCUAGUCUACAUGCAGUGAAAACCUCCUGAAAAUGGUGCAAUUACCGUGUGAAGUUCAUCAGCUUUCUAUUUUCUUCUCGAUUUAUCGAAAUCUUCUGGGAUUUAUUUUUUAAGUAUGGCUAUGUUUUCUCUUUAUUUGCAAGGUGGACCCACUGCUGAAUUGAAUUUUUCUUGUGUAGACUUGGCAGUAAAAGUACUUCACUAAAAAAA